AUGGACGAGUCAGCAAGAAGGAUUGUGGUCCUGGGAAAAACUGGAGCUGGAAAGAGCAGUAUUGCCAACACCCUGUGUGGAGAGCCUGCGUUUAAAGUAAAUCAUACCCCCAAUUCUGGAACAAGUGAAUGUCAAACAAAGUUCAUGUCAGUCAGUGGAAGAAUGGUACUCUUUAUUGACACUCCUGGAUUUUUUGACACAGACAGACCUGAGGAGGAGAUGAAGUCUGAAAUAGUGAGGUGUAUCACAGAAUGUGCUCCUGGUCCUCAUGUUUUUCUCAUUGUGCUUAAAAUGGAGAAAUACACAGAGCAUGAAAAGGCUGUAAUAGACAAAAUUAAUCAAUAUUUCUCAGAUGAAGCACUUAGAUUUACUAUAAUAAUCUUUACUCAUGGUGACCAGCUUCCUGAGGGAAUGAAGAUCGAAGAGUUUGUGAAUGAAAGUGAAGCUCUGGGCGAUCUGGUCAAGAAGUGUGGGAGCCGCUGCCACGUCAUUGAUAACAAAUACUGGAAGAACAACCACGGAGAUGAAUACAGGAACAACCGGUAUCAGGUGGGAGAAUUACUCAAAACCAUUGACAAGAUUAUUGAGGCAAACAAAGGAGGCUACUUCACCAAUGACAUGCUGCAACAAGUGAAGAGAGAUAUUCAAAAAGAGGAAGGUCGCAUCAAACAGUCAUCUCCAGACUUUACGGAAGAGGAAACUGCAACAAAGGCAAAACAAUCUGUGUUUGACAAUCUGUUGUUUAAAGCUGCAGGAGUUACAACAGGAGCUCUACUGGGUGCAUUCCUUGGUGGAGCGAUAAAACUUAUGAAAGAAGAAAGAAGUCUAGGUUUAGCAGUAGGAGUAGCAUUAGGAACAGCAGCAGGAGUCGCUGCAGCAAAAGGAAUGAUGUCAGAUGCAGCAACAGCAUCUGACACAUCUGUCACAGUUCCGACUGGGUCUGCAGAGCCAGCAGCUGAAUAG
This is a messenger RNA of Neolamprologus brichardi, 963 nucleotides long. The record is from RefSeq and is a predicted model, not a curated record. NCBI's taxonomy places the organism in Eukaryota, Metazoa, Chordata, Actinopteri, Cichliformes, Cichlidae.